CGAAAACCCACGAGAGAAGAAGCCAUAAUGUCAAUACUGUGGUUCUUGAAACAGGAUCUGAGAUACCAGAGAAAGAUUUUCAUUCUCUCAUUGCUCUGCAUCUCCAUUGUUGCUUCCACUGUUUUAGUCUUCGAUAGACUUAAAAAUCUUACUCCUUCUGCUGCACACAAUGUACUUAUUGAGGAUUUAUCGAGUAUUAAAUACAGGUCCGAAGCUCUGAAAGUGAACUUGAUCCCACAGGAAAACAGCCAUGGAUUGAAAGAGCCGGCGCUAGUUGUUUACAAAGAUGGGGAAUUUGGUUCUGUAGUUAGUGAGGAUUCUUCAGAUGAGAAUUUGAAGCUCGAGGACAGUGAUACCAGUCUUUGGGGAGGAGAUGGAUCUGAUCUCGAUGACCAGAAUGAAAAUCAACGGAGUUCAACCUCAAUCACUUCUGAAGAAAAGUGGAAGCAGGAGAAGUCCACCCAAACCACUGAACAACGGGCAAAACCUUCCAAGAUUCAGAGAGUAACUGACAAGAAGAUAAGAGAAGUGAAAGAUCAAGUCAUCAGGGCUGUGGCUUAUCUGAAUUUUGCAUCUCCAAACAGCAAUCCCCAUAUAGUGAAAGAGUUGAAAUUGCGGAUAAGAGAGGUAGAACGAACAGUGGGUGAAGCCACCAAAGAUUCUGAUUUAUCUUGGAGAGCUUUGCAGAAAAUGAGAUCCAUGGAGACUUCUUUAUCCAAAGCCAGUCAUUUUUGCACCGACUGCUAUGCCAUGUCAACAAAGCUCCGUGCUAUGACGAAUAAUAGAGAGGAACAGGCUACGAGGCACAGGGACCAGGCAACAUAUCUUGUUCAUCUGGCUGCCAGGACUACUCCAAAGGGUCUUCACUGCCUCUCUAUGCAGCUCACUGCUGAUUAUUUUGCCCUACAGCCUGAGGAGAGGGAGCUCUCUAACAGGCAUGAAAAAUUGCAUGACCCAGAUCUCUAUCAUUUUGCUAUUUUCACUGACAAUGUCCUCGCGUGUGCAGUUGUGGUUAACUCCACUGUAGCAUCAUCCAUGGAACCGAAAAAAAUUUCUUUUCAUGUGGUGACCGAUUUCCUCAAUCUCCCAGCAAUAACAAUGUGGUUCUUGUUGAACCCUCCUGGUGAAGCCUCUAUCGAGAUUCAGAGCAUGGACAAUUUUGAACGGAUGUCCUCCAAGUACAAUUCGGCAUUGGAAAAACAAUACUUUCAGUCUCAGGACCCGAGAUAUGCUUCAGUGCUGAACCAUCUCCGUUUCUAUCUGCCAGAGAUCUUCCCUGAAUUAAAAAAGAUUGUGCUUCUUGACCAUGAUGUGGUUGUGCAGAGGGACCUAAGAGGAUUGUGGAAGAUUGAUAUGAAGGGGAAAGUAAAUGCAGCAGUGGAGACUUGUGGUGAAGGUAGCCCAUCACUCCGGUGGAUGAAUCAGCUUAUUAACUUUUCAGAUCCAACCAUUACAAAGAAGUUUAAUGCCACAGCAUGCACAUGGGCAUUUGGUAUGAAUGUUUUUGAUCUGCAAGAGUGGAGGAGAAAAGACCUGACUGCUGUCUACCACAACUACUUACAAUUGGGCAACAGGAGACAAUUGUGGAAGAUGGGUAGUUUGCCUUUGGGUCUGGUCACCUUCUACAAUAGAACCGUGGCUAUAGACCCAAGAUGGCAUAUCCUUGGGCUUGGCCAUGACUCGGGUGUGAGGAGGAGUGAGAUUGAAAGGGCAGCAGUGAUCCACUAUGAUGGAACCAUGAAGCCAUGGUUGGAUAUUGCAAUUGCAGCGUAUAAGGACUACUGGAACAAGUAUCUCAAUUAUGAUAACUCUUACUUGCAACACUGCAACAUCCAUGAGUAGUUCUCAUGUUAUAUCUGAUCAGACUAAAUGGGCAUUUUGGAAAAUUGUAUAUAUAUUUUUUUCUUUUUACAAUUUUGUUUUCUACUUUUAGCUUUGAAGGUGAGGAAAAGGAUUAGGACAUAAAUGGAACUUGUGGUUUUAAGAUGGAUGAUCUGACACGUGGAGCAUGUUGGUUGGUCAUGUGAAGAUAAAAGAUAUGGAAAUGAGUGGUCUUGUAUCU
This is a messenger RNA of Telopea speciosissima, 2062 nucleotides long. Its product is annotated as probable galacturonosyltransferase 6. The record is from RefSeq and is a predicted model, not a curated record. The transcript has 9 exons. Gene Ontology annotation, molecular function: polygalacturonate 4-alpha-galacturonosyltransferase activity. NCBI's taxonomy places the organism in Eukaryota, Viridiplantae, Streptophyta, Magnoliopsida, Proteales, Proteaceae. The coding region runs from base 28 to 1842 and encodes 604 amino acids.